UCGUUUUUGCACACGCGAAAUCAAACUUAACCAAGAUUGUGUUUUGCAAAAAACGAGCUGAGCAGCUAAAAAAUUAGCAGCAAGUGCAGAAGACGAAAAAAUAUUUACAUACAGAAGGCUGCUAAGGAAUGCACCUACCCAAAUAGCUGCCAUAUCUUGCAAAACUUUUCUCAGAUGCAACAUACUUUUGCACAUCGGUGGUAGUACUUAGAUUUCCGAUAUUCACGCAUGCAUAUUGAUGGACUAUCUCACAGUAAUUAUUGGUAGAACAUAACAGCUAUAUCCGCCAUUUUUAGCAUUUGCAAAGAAGAAGUCUGCUUCAUAGCAUAUUAGAUGUGUUCCAUCAAAUAAUACAACGAAAAACAGAGUUUAAAUUAGAUGUUGUGUGGAGUUGCAACAGGAUUAUAAGGCUGUGUGUACACUAUUAAAAAGAGUUUGAGGUGGUAUACACACUACCACGGAAAAACUUAUAUGGCAGCUUGGGUUUCUCCGUUACCUACGAACCAACGAAAUGGUGUAGCAUUACAUAGCGCGGUAGGAAGGAGUGUUAUUUUCAAUUCAGAUGUGAAGAACAAACUUGCAAAUGUGGAGUGCGCAGUUUGUGGAGAUAAAAGCUCGGGAAAACAUUAUGGAGUUUUUACUUGCGAAGGUUGUAAAAGCUUUUUCAAGCGAAGCAUUCGACGCAACCUAGCUUAUUCAUGUCGCGCAUAUCAAAACUGUGCAGUAGAUAUCAAUCAUCGAAACCAGUGUCAAUUUUGCAGAUUGAAAAAAUGCGUCAAAGUUGGAAUGAGAAAGGACGCUGUGCAAAAAGGCCGAAUGCCUCGUUCACCUAUCGAAGGUCAAAUGGUUGAUCAGUUGGUUAGUAUGAACAAUCAAGUCACGGGAACACACCCUCAACAUCAAAAUAUAUCUACAUACACAAAUUUAUUGUUAAGGGCGGAUAAUUUAGUCAGAUUACAACAACAACAACAACAACAACAACAACAACAACAACAACAACAGCAAACUUUCACUAUCCCUUCAAAUAAUCCUAUUGCAAAUAAUUUUGGUGACAACGGUGCAAACGAAGUGCCCACACGCUUACUUUUAAAUGCAGUGGAAUGGGCACGAAAUGUGCCGUUCUUUUCAGCGCUUCCAUCGUCAGAUCAAAUGGCAUUGUUGAAGUCUUCAUGGAGUGAACUCUACAUUCUAAGCACGUCGCAACAUUGCGUCACUUAUCAAAUGAACGCCAGAAAUUUAACGCCGGUACAACUGAACGACGAUCAACGAAAACGAAUGCCUUACGACGACAAUAUAACGAUAUCUAACGAUCAUUCAUUUAAAAUGUUUGAAGAACUCGUCGAAAAGUUCAAACACAUGCAAACAGAUCCAGCUGAAUUUUCAUGUCUUAAAGCCUUAGUGUUGUUCAAUCCAGAUUCUCCUGGCAUCGGAAAUCCUUCUUUAAUAGAAAAUCUUCAAGAAAAAGCACAAGGAGCUCUUGAAGAAUACUUACGUCAGCAUACGUCAUCAAAUUAUGCUAACCGUUUUGGUAAAUUGCUCCUAAGACUUCCAGCUUUAAGUUUAAUACGUCCGAACACUAUUGAAUCGUUAUUUUUUUCUCGUGUGGUUGGCAGUCACAAUAUGGACAGUUUGGUUGGAUCGAUGCUUAUAUACGGUGGGAAUAGCAAUAACAAUAUGCCGAUUAUUAAUGGUAGUAUGCAAGUCAACAAUGGGUAUAAUAUAAGUUUAAAUGCACCGAAUCUAAAUGCUCACUUGAGUAGCUUAACUGGACUUGGCUUGAUAAAUCCAAGUUUAAACUUUUCACAUAACAAUAAUGUCGCCAUGAAUAAUACUAUUAACAAUAUGAAUAAUUUACCGAAUGGAAUUUCGCCGUUUAAUGGGAUGCAAAUUCCUUAUCAGCAAAAUACUUUGGGUAAUGGAAACUUGAGUCCGUACAAUGUUGGAAUUAUAAAUUCGCACACGAUAUCAAAUAUGAGUAGAUCAUCUGCCAACUCAUCGUCAAGUUCAGAAGAUCAAAAUUCGCCGCAGAAGACUUUUGUUAAAACAGAAAGUCCACCUAGGUAGACUGUCGACCCGUUGCUGGAAGGUGGCUAAGAAAUAAAAGUGGAAUAGCAAGCGACAUAAAAAAUCCCUUUUUACUGAACGGCAAAAGAAAUGCGUCGUGCUACCAUGACAACAUCGUGUCGACAAUAGCGCCGUCGAGUUGUCAAAAACAGCAACAUCAAGACGUCGAAAAUGGCACCUGAGCAACUUACUAAAAA
Molecule: messenger RNA, 2261 nt
Organism: Hydractinia symbiolongicarpus
Lineage: Eukaryota; Metazoa; Cnidaria; Hydrozoa; Anthoathecata; Hydractiniidae
Product: nuclear receptor subfamily 2 group F member 1-B-like
Exons: 6
Coding region: 472-2064 (530 amino acids)
Biological process (GO): regulation of transcription by RNA polymerase II; anatomical structure development; cell differentiation
Molecular function (GO): zinc ion binding; nuclear receptor activity; RNA polymerase II cis-regulatory region sequence-specific DNA binding
Source: RefSeq, a predicted model, not a curated record